This is a messenger RNA of Prosopis cineraria, 1343 nucleotides long. Its product is annotated as tetraspanin-11-like. NCBI's taxonomy places the organism in Eukaryota, Viridiplantae, Streptophyta, Magnoliopsida, Fabales, Fabaceae. The coding region runs from base 1 to 1149 and encodes 382 amino acids. Gene Ontology annotation, cellular component: plasma membrane; plasmodesma. The transcript is spliced from 4 exons. The record is from RefSeq and is a predicted model, not a curated record. Gene Ontology annotation, biological process: auxin-activated signaling pathway.
AUGGCGUUGCUGAUGCCAAUGAAGUUCUCCAACGACCCACGGGAAAAGGGCAUUUCUAAUUUUCUAUAUCCAGCAUACUGGCUCUCCGUUGUUGCCUUGCGUCCUCACACUCACACCUCAAGGCUCAAGGCUCCCAUCUUCGAUCUCCAGGAAGAAACCGUACUAGUAACUGCAAUUUAUAACGACCUUGGGACGUGCGUGUGCCCAGUAACGGUCAUCCUGGAUGUGGCUCCAACUGCCCAAUCAAAAUUACAAUUUUACCCCAGCCAUGACAGUUACCAUUCAUAUUCCUCACUCCCGCAUUACCCUUCUCUUCUGAUUCUCUCCAUUCGCCUCGCCAUGUUUCGCGUCAGCAACACCCUCGUUGGUGCCGUCAACAUUCUCACUCUCCUCCUCGGCGUCGUCUCCAUCGGCUUCUCCAUCUUCAUCCACGUCCGAGGCGGCCAGGCCUCCGAUUGCCAGAAAGUUCUGCAGUUGCCGCUGUUGGUGGGCGGCGUUUUCAUCACCGUCCUCUCCGUGCUGGGAAUUGCCGGCUCUUUAUGCAGGCUCAAUCUGCUUCUGUACGUCUACCUCUUCGUCACCUUCUGCUUGAUUAUAGCGCUCAUCGCUUUCACCAUCUUCGUGCUGUUGAUAACCAACCAGAAGGUGGGCCAGAAGGUGUCCGGCCAAGGGUAUAAGGAGUACAAGACAUGGGAUUUUCAUAACUAUUUGCAGAGGUAUGUGCUGAACGACAAGAACUGGGCUGAGAUCAAGAGUUGCCUGAUGGACACCCACGUGUGCCGGAAUCUCGCCGUUGCGGGCAAAUCUCUCAUCUACAAACAACUAACGACGAUGCAGACGGGGUGCUGCAAGCCGCCGGCAGCGUGUGGAUUCACAAUGAUAAACGUAACGUACUGGGAGGCGCCAAAGGCGGGUGCGGCGGCGACCGACGCGGACUGUAAUACGUGGAGCAACGAAGAAGACAAGCUGUGCUACGAUUGCAAUUCGUGCAAAGGAGGAGUGCUGGCCAACAUAAGGAAGCAAUGGAGACGAGUGGCCAUAAUCAACACGUGCGUGCUGUUGGUGCUCAUCGUCAUCUACUUCUUGGGCUGCUGUGCCAUCACAAACAAUCGUUCCGAUAGGCAUCGCUCCAAGUGCCUCGCACCAUAGCUUCUAUCCCUGCGAGCUUUGCCCUUUCUUUAUUUAUAUUUUCUUAGGUGCAGCUGCCUAGAAUUCUGUUUUUAGGAUUAAUCCCGUGCACGUUUCAUUUGGUUUCAGAUCACGUACAUAACUGCCUCAUGAAUCAUCAUGUGUGUUCUUGUAUUGGAAAUUUGGUAUCAACAAAAAGUGCCAUAUAUAUUAUA